Oncorhynchus masou masou (cherry salmon) is the source of this 5440-nucleotide messenger RNA. Its product is annotated as suppressor of cytokine signaling 7-like. Gene Ontology annotation, biological process: phosphatidylinositol phosphate biosynthetic process; intracellular signal transduction. Gene Ontology annotation, molecular function: 1-phosphatidylinositol-3-kinase regulator activity. The transcript has 9 exons. Gene Ontology annotation, cellular component: phosphatidylinositol 3-kinase complex. The record is from RefSeq and is a predicted model, not a curated record. The coding region runs from base 347 to 2881 and encodes 844 amino acids. Lineage: Eukaryota; Metazoa; Chordata; Actinopteri; Salmoniformes; Salmonidae.
GAUAGCGAGAGAAAGAGAGUGGUCAGACUUGUGAGGCUUUUUAUUCUAACAUAUGAGACCGUAUGUUUGACCCCGGGGUUCGACUGCUUACAACAGCAAGCUGGAUAUAUUUAUGCAUGCACUCGCUCGGUCUUCGUUAGAAUAGAAAUGGAUGUCGUUUUUUUGUAGGCGCUUAUCUGUGCGAUAAUGAAAGAACGCUUUAAAUAGUUUAUUCGCUCGUAGCCUAUUUAUGGUAGAUAGCGCUUUGGCCUUUCUUGUAUUAUAUGACAACGGGGAUCCAUCAAACGGCGGUAGCUAUGUGAAGCGUUGAAAUCGUUUAUUCCCUUUCGUGAAUUGAGGAAUAAUUAUGAACAACGCGCAAGAUAUGUCUCCCGAUUUUGUCUUGAUGCGCCUGGUUUCCGCGGCCGAAGAUGACCGCUUAGACGAGGAGAAUGGGAAUCUGUCGUCGGGUGGAGUGGUGGCAGGACUCGGUAAAGAGGUCUUGGCUCAUAGCAACAUGAAAGGGGGCUUGGAAUUCUCCCGAGAUCCCAAGACAGGCCUCGCGCAUUCCGGGCAUCUCUCUUCGCUGAACAAUGCACAACAGAGCUGCGGAACGGCGGCACCUGACACCGGGGUGAUGGCAACUAGACCUUCGGUGUCUAUUACUCUUCCUCCACAGAGCGCUAUGGAGGCCAAGGGCUUUGAGUUCGCUCACAGAGGCGGCUUACGGCCUCAGCUCCUUGUGUUUCCUAACAUAUUGAGGGAUGGUGAGGAGAUUUUAGACCGUGAAUCCGACGGUCGGAAUCAGUCGAGGGAACAUAUUGGUUUGGACAAGACCUCCAGCUCUGUCUCCGACAUAAGCGGAGGCAUCAAUAACAAUACGCUCAGCGCCGGCGACACGCAACAGCAGAACCAUCUGUCCCGGAGCUGGGGUCUGCAUCCUCGGGUGGCAUUAUCCACGGUUGCUGCCGAUAUCGAGGGAGGUGAGCUAUGUCAUCGGCACCGUUUGAUCACCAACCCAUUAGACUGGCCUCCCUUAUCGGAUAAAUCCAAUCCUCUCACCAUGAUAGAGUCGAAAUGGGGGUGCACAACCGGGGAACUGCCCAACGGCCCAGUGUUCGACCUGGCCAGAAGGUUCGGGGAGCUGGGGCUCGGCGCGGUACCCAAGAUAUUAUUCAAGGACGGGGAGAUGCCCCAGUGCUCGUGUCAGGGUGCACAUGGGCCGGCACCGGCGGGGAUGGGGCAUGGGGAUGACCCGACUGAGACUAGCGAUGCUUUGUUGGUGCUGGAGGGGCUGGGGACUGGGGACGUGGCCAGCCUGGGUAUCACUGGCUGCCCGGACGACGAUUCGGAUGAAAGUCGAGCACGUCGAGUUCAAAAGAUGUCCGGUGCAUUUUCUCUCAAUAGCUUUCAAGCAGAGUUGACCAGACAGAUGGAAGGGGUGGCUGGAGAACCUUGUCCGUCGGCGCACGGUGACGCACAAGUAUGUAGCCUGCAUGGAAACGCACCUAACCCAACUCAACCGAGCCCGGGAGAUACAGAACAGAAUCCGGAGGUGUCGAAAUUACCUGGGGCCUCUGCGGCUACACCAAGCUCGAACCGACCUGUCAGUCCAAACCCUAGCCAGGCAUCAACACCCCGGAAACUGGCAGACAAGUGCGUCAGUGCGCCCCGGACUCCAAACGGUCGGGGAAGCGACGGAGAGAAAACACUAAAAGUUCCAGGGAAGUCCAGAAAGGGCUCACUUAAAAUACGCCUGAGUAAACUUUUCAGAACUAAAAGCUGUAGUGGUUCCAAUAGCCUUCUGGAUAAGAGGCCAUCAGUGGCCUUUUCAAUCUCCUCCGCUGGAAGUCUGACGGACAUGGCCAGUGGAAGUGGUGGGGAGCAUGACGUGGACAGCCAACCCAGAAUGACCAGGGCCCAAAGUGCCUUCUCUCCUGCUUCCUUUGCUCCUUUCACUGGUGAGACUGUUUCAUUGGUGGAUGUGGAUAUUUCGAGGAGAGGAGCGAACACUCGGCACCCUCCCACGCCUCCACCUCCGCCUCGCAGAAGUCUCAGUCUAUUAGAUGAUAUAGGUGGGCCGCAGCCUGGUCCUUUCCUAGUGGGUGUUAUGGGGGCCUCCCUACAGUCCCUCCCCCUGCCUCUUCCUCCUCCUCAUCCCUCCCAUGCCACCAUCCAGCAUAGUAUCAGCCUCAAUGAUGCAUUCCUCCGGGCCCUGCCUCACUCCACCUCUUCACAGCUCCUCUCAGCUCCUCCCUCUUCCAGGUUGGCCCCGCCCCCAAGGCUCUGUCCUCUGAGGCGUCCUGAGGCCAGCAACUUCACCGCUAGUCUGAGAGAGCUGGAAAAGUGUGGCUGGUACUGGGGUCCUAUGAACUGGGAAGAUGCAGAGAUGAAGUUGAAGGGGAAGCCUGACGGGGCGUUCCUGGUGAGGGACAGCUCUGACCCCCGCUACAUCCUCAGCCUCAGCUUCCGCUCCCAGGGAGUUACACACCACACGCGCAUGGAGCACUACAGAGGGACAUUCAGCUUGUGGUGUCACCCCAAGUUUGAGGACCGAUGUCAUUCUGUGGUGGAGUUUAUCGAGCGAGCCAUCAUGCACUCCAAGAAUGGAAAAUUCCUCUACUUCCUGCGAUCACGUGUGCCAGGGCUCCCCCCUACCCCGGUGCAGCUGCUCUACCCAGUGUCCCGGUUCAGCAACGUCAAGUCGCUGCAGCACCUCUGCCGCUUCUGCAUCAGACAAAUGGUCCGCAUCGACCACAUCCAGGAGCUGCCGCUGCCCAAACCACUGAUCAUGUACCUGAGGAAGUUCUACUACUACGAUGCAGAGGAAGAGAUGUACCUGUCAAUCAAGAGCAUUCGACCAGGGGCUGGAGUAGAACAAGAGGCCGAGUCUCAGACGUAACUGGAAGAGAUGUCUGCUGGUCUGCCAGUCUUCCAGCAUCAGCCAAUCAAAGUCCUCGGGCACCCUCUGUAUCCAGUCAGCUGCAGUCAAAAGGAUCCAGAUGACCAUGCCUUCUCUUGACUUUGUUUGACCAAUGAGAGUAGAAAGGGACAGAAGUGGAAUGCUGGAGAAUUGUCCAUACGGCGGGCACACAUGGGACAGGGACAAAAAAGGACACAGCCUCAUUGAGAACGGACAGGAGAACGGACUCUUCGAGCCUGUAAACAACCUGAAAACAAAAAACAACAACUUGAACCUAGACUUUGAAUCGAUCCCUAGACAGAUAUUCACUGUACCUAUGAACUGAAGUUGAUGCACUGGUCCAUUUGUACUACUAUUUUUUCCAAUUAUCAUAAUUUCCUUGUUUUCUUCCCUCCUGUUGCUAUGAGGGUUGUUGUGGACUCCAAUUGGCCCACAGGAGGCCAUGGUUGAUCUUUGUUUGUUGGUUUUAAUUGUCAAAAAAAUCCCUGAUUGUAACUUGCUCAUCAUUCUGUUCCUCCGUACCCCAAGCUGGCCACAGGCUCAGCAUUUUCAGUAAAAGAGAAAAAAUAUGGCUUCCCUCUUUUGCACAAUCAUUUUUAAUUGACUGAAAUAAAGUGUUAGUAGGUGCCAGGCGCACCGGUUUGAGUGUGCCAAGAACUGCAACGCUGCUGGGUUUUUCACGCUCAACAGUUUCCUGUGUGUAUCAACAAUGGUCCAUCGCCCCAAAGGACAUCCAGCCAACUUAACAAAACUGUGGGAAGCUUUGGAGUCAACAUGGUCCAGCAUCCCUGUGGAACACGCUUCACACCUUGUAGAGUCCAUGCCCCAACGAAUUGAGACCGUUCUGAGGGUAAUGCACACCUCAAUCCACACAUACAGUUGAAGUCGGAAGUUUACAUUUAAACUCAGUUUUUCACAAUUCCUGACAUUUAAUCUGAGUAAAUAAUUCCUGUUUUAGGUCAGUUAGGAUCACCACUUUAUUUUAAGAAUGUGAAAUGUCAGAAUAAUAGUAGAGAGUGAUUUAUUUCAGCUUUUAUUUCUUUCAUCACAUUCCCAGUGGGUCAGAGGUUUACAUACACUCAAUUAGUAGUUGGUAGCAUUGCCUUUAAAUUGUUUAACUUGGGUCAAACGUUUCAGGUAGCCUUCCACAAGCUUCCCACAAUAAGUUGAGUGAAUUUUGGCCCAUUCCUCCUGACAGAGCUGGUGUAACUGAGUCAGGUUUAUAGGCCUCCGUGCUCGCACGCUUUUUCAGUUCUGCCCACAAAUCUUCUAUAGGAUUGAGGUCAGGGCUUUUUGAUGGCCACUCCAAUACUUUGACUUUGUUGUCCUUAAGUGAUUUUGCUACAACUUUGUAAGUAUGCUUGGGGUCAUUGUCCAUUUGGAAGACCCAUUUGCGUCCAAGCUUCCUGACUGAUGUCUUGACUGAUGUCAAUUAGCCUGUCAGAAGCUUCUAAAGCUAUGACAUCAUUUUAUGGAAUUUUCCAAGCUGUUUAAAGGCACAGUCAACUUAGUGUAUGUAAACUUCUGACCCACUGGAAUUGUAAUACAGUGAAUUAUAAGUGAAAUAAUAAUCUGUCUGUCAACAUGCACAAAGUAGAUGUCCUAACUGACUUGCCAAAACCAUAGUUUGUUAAUAAGAAAUCUGUGGAGUGGUAGAAAAACGAGUUUUAAGUGUAUGUAAACUUCCGACUUCAACUGUACAUAGUGACACAUGACCACUGAUACACUCAUGCAGGCCUUCAUGAGGGAGGGGGGAGGGGACGGCACAAAUAAAUUUUAGGAGGUUGAUCCUAAUGUUUGGGACACUCAGUGUAUGUCAAUUCCCUGUGUAAGUGUUUUUGCGGUAAUGAUGAACAUGGCCCUUUCAAUCCAUACAGAUUGAUGUAAUAAUUAAGUAGUAGUGUAAACAGCAUCAAUGUCAAAUGUUUUUACUCCAUCAUACACUCUUGAUAACUAAACUACCAAUGACAACACACACCCUGUUGUAUAAUCGUCGGGACAAGAGGCAUGCAAAGCAUAAUGGCAAUGUCAAUCUUAACACAGAAUAGUUUUUAACACUUGCACUUGACAAAAACAUCAACUCAUCCUGUAAUUUUGACUGCUUUGCUUUUUAGUUCCCCCCUACCAAACAUAUGCUUAUUUCAUUGUGCCCCUUUUUCAUUGUGAUCCUAUUCACACACACACACACACACACACACACACACACACAGGAAGGAAGGAUGAUUUUAGGAGAAUGAGGACUGCUCAAACACACAUGCUUGUUGGGGGCCAACUUAAUGGAUGGACAACACAUGAACUUGGCAUCUAACUAUGCCAGCAGUAUUGGUGAUUUGCCUCUAUAGAGAGAAUCCAGUUGUGUAAAUGGGUUUGUGAUUAUAUAUUGAAAUAGGAAAUUGGAUAAGAAGGUCCAGCAGGUCUACACUAAGGGUUUAAUUAUUUGAUAUUUUCAAUUCUGAGCUGAAUUUUUUUGUAUAAUUAUUUUACUGAUUGUGUUGAAAUAGAAAUGACCCUAACCAUGAACUGGUCUCUUGUUGCUGA